This is a messenger RNA of Caenorhabditis bovis, 594 nucleotides long. The record is from the annotation of a GenBank genome assembly. Lineage: Eukaryota; Metazoa; Nematoda; Chromadorea; Rhabditida; Rhabditidae.
AUGGGAGAAGCGGGUCCUUCAUCGUCAACGUCGUGGUACGAUUCGGCGGGUGUAACGACACUUGGAAGCGGGAAUCUGAGAGAUGCGCUUAGAUUGCCAGCUGGAGAGGAUAAAAAUGAAUGGCUGGCGGUGAAUAUAAUUGACCUAAUAAAUCAAGUUCGAAUGAUCUUUGGAGUAAUUUGCGAAUCGGAAUGCACGGAUGCCAAAUGCCCGCAGAUGAAUGUCAAAGGGAAAGUGUUCAAUUGGUCGAAUAACGGGACAAUAUUAAACGUCUCCGCACCGCAAUAUAUCGAUUUAUCCCUAACAUGGUGUCAAAUGCAAACCGAUGAUGAGACAAUAUUUCCGGCAGAAAUUGGAAAGAAUUUUCCGGACAAUUUUGAGGAGAUUUGUCAGAAAAUGAUGAAGCGACUAUUCCGCGUUUAUGCCCACGUCUACCAUGUGCAUUCGUCGAGAUUCCAGGAGAUCAAAGCGCUUCCCCACUUGAACACAUCAUUCAAACAAUUUAUUCUUUUCGCUAACCAGUUUGACUUAUUGAAUCGGGAGGAGAAGGAGCCACUGGCCGACGUCAUCCAAAAUCUUGUCUCAUUCAGCUGA